Messenger RNA from Odocoileus virginianus texanus, 2711 nucleotides. The record is from RefSeq and is a predicted model, not a curated record. NCBI's taxonomy places the organism in Eukaryota, Metazoa, Chordata, Mammalia, Artiodactyla, Cervidae.
AACAGCUUUGAAACAGAAGAUGACCCUCGAAGCUUUGAGGACUUAAAUCCUCCUUGGGGACCUGGUCGUUAUCUGAAACACCAUGAGGAAGAUGAAGGCUCGUGCUCCCCCGCCUCCUGGGAAGCCCGCCACCCCCAACUUGCACAGCGGACAGAGAUCUCCGCGCAGAGCAUCCCCCGGGCCCCCACAGAACCAGCUCAGCAGGAAGCACUCGCUGGACGGCGGGGCGGUGGCCAUGACCGUCGUGCUGCCCAGCGGGCUGGAGAAGAGGAGUGUGGUCAACGGGAGCCACGCAAUGAUGGACCUACUGGUUGAACUUUGCCUUCAGAACCACCUGAAUCCUUCCAACCAUGCCCUGGAGAUCCGGUCUUCAGAAACCCAACAGCCUUUGAAUUUUAAGCCAAAUACUUUAGUUGGGACCUUGAAUGUGCACACCGUAUUUCUGAAAGAAAAAGUUCCUGAAGCGAAGGUUAAGCCUGUUCCCCCUAAGGUGCCUGAGAAAACGGUGCGUCUAGUGGUGAAUUACCUGCGCACGCAGAAGGCGGUGGUGCGCGUGAGCCCCGACGUGCCCCUGCAAAGCCUCCUGCCGGUCAUCUGCGCCAAGUGUGAGGUCAGCCCAGAGCACGUGGUGCUCCUCGCGGACAGUGUGGCCGGCGAGGAACUGGAGCUCUCCAAGUCCCUGAGCGAGCUGGGGAUACAGGAGCUGUACGCCUGGGACAACAAGCGAGUUCUUCUGACCAAAACGAAGUCGGAGCCUUCCCUGAGCUGUCGAGAAACCUUUAGAAAAUCUUCACUCAGCAAUGAUGAGACAGACAAAGAGAAGAAAAAAUUUCUGGGAUUUUUCAAAGUUAAUAAAAGAAGCAAUAGUAAGGCCGAGCAGUUCGGGCAGCCUGGGGUGGACAGCCGUGAGGAUGCCUCCACGUCCACACUGGGGAGGAGUUCAGACGGCUGCUUGACGACCCCGAACUCCCCAUGUGUGAAUCCACGUUCUGUUAUCCUGGGUCCAUCCCUCUCUCUUGGCAACAUCUCAGGGGUGUCAGUCAAGUCGGACCUGAAGAAGCGCCGGGCACCCCCUCCUCCAACCCUGCCCCGCACAGGGCCACCCGUGCAAGACAAGACAUCAGAAAAGAUGUCUCUGGGGUCGCAGAUGGACUUACAGAAGAAGAAGAGGCGGGCGCCAGCUCCCCCUCCACCGCAGCCCCCACCACCCAGCCCGCUGGUGCCGCCCCGCACGGAGGGCAGGGAGGAGGGCAGAAAGGGCAGGACGGUUUAUUGCUGUGCAUCAUUCCCUACCCAUGCCAAGCACUUCUGAUGGACGGCCCCUCCCUGGAGCUCCGUGCCUCUGACUUUUCCCUGUGCCUCCGCUCUCCUGACUCUGACUCUCCUGUCGAUCUUCCGUCUGUCCACAUCAAAGGGCUCAUUUGUACACCUGCUGCUCACUUUCCUUAGAAUUGACAUAUAAAUGCAUAAACAACAGAGAUUUGUUUGACUGAGGUUUAUAAUUCCUUGUAGGAGAUAAAGAGUUUUAUAUGUAAAUUCUAGGUUGAUAAUCCUCUGUCUGAAAUUCCUCUUUCACUGAUACAUGGAUAUGUUUUUAUUAAGAACCUUGAUUUAUUUGAAUUCAUUAUUAGUUCCUACUUUUCUUGUUUGAUAUUUGGAUGCAAAAUUUCUUCUCCACUUUCCUUUCAGCAAGAUGGUGUCCAUAAAUCGACCAGUGAGGGCAAUGUUGACAGAACUGAAAUAGUCUAUCUUCCUGGUAAAAAUAAGUGCCUAAGCUCAUGAACUAUAAUAUAACCUGUAGGGAUUCACAACUCAUGACCUAUGGUUCUCCUUUUGGGAUAUGUAAGACCCAACUUUUUUGUAGACGUUUUUCAGAUUUUCUUAUUACUGUGUCCCCUGCCAUUUAGAGAGUUUAUGAAAAGAAGACAGGAAGAAGAUCUUGUGUCUCACUUCAUCUGCUCACGAGGCAUGCAGUCAUUCAACCACUGACUCACCGAACAUGGGCACUUGCUUGGUACUAGGAGGCUUUGGGGGCUUUAGACUGAGUAGCAAAUGAGCUCUGCCCAUGGCCGUUUCUGACUAUGGCUCCCCAUGGGAAAAGAGGUAGUGAUAGUGCCACUUGAUAAAUGAUGGCCUGGAGGCUUGCACAGCUGGGAGUUAGGCCCGGGUGUAGCUGCCACGUCCACGCAGGGGUGAAGCCUGCUCGUCUAAGAGACUGAGGUCCUUCUCCCAGCUUGAGAAAAUCCAGGAGUCUCCUCAGCAGUCACCUCUUAGGAGACAGAGCAGGUGAAAAUACGCAUGUGAAGACUUAGGAUUUAGGGGGAAAAGGCUUGCUGUGGUAAAUUUUUACUGUUGUGCAAAGAUACAUUUCAAUUGGAGACGCUUGUCACAUUUCCCUCCAGAAGAUUUUUUAAACAUUAUUCUCAACAUAAGAAAAAAAUUAGAAAGUGUUUUUUACUUAAAUGACUGUUGUCUGCUUGAUCACAAUGAGAAUGGUGGCAAUAAUGUAAGAAUUAUUGCAGCUGACAUUGUUAGAACCAAUAAAGAAAUAUAAGCUAGAGCUAGAAAUACAUAGCUAGAGCUGUGUAUAACCAAUCUAGUGCCACAUGUUGGUGGGAAAAACACAAAGUUACAGAUGUUACUCACAAGGAAACAGAACAAGUUAGAAAGUGCUUUUAUUUGCAUUGAAAUAAAGAACUUUUGUCUGAUAA